UGCAUCUGAUCUCCUCCCACCAUCGUCACAGGAAAUCUUGAAAAAAAUUCGGUGAUCGAUAUGAGGUUGUCAGAUAACAUAUAUGUUGGCAGUUUUCUUUCAGGGAAAAAUAAAAUAAAAUAAAAUGUUGGUAGUUUCAAAUGGAAAGCACGGAUCUAUCCAAAGGGAUGCGGCGGGAAGCGCAUGGAUAUCGCUGUUCCUUAGGCCUGUCGACUUGACAAGAUCGGUGGAAACGGAGAUUAGUUUCGCAGUUACUAGUUAAACCGACAGCAAGAACACAGUUAGAUGGGGUAAAAUCUGGAUUUUCGCUUACUAGGAUUUAUACAUGUUUUUUGUUGAUUUAUACUAAUCGCUGGAUGAUGCAGAAAUGACAAAAAACUUCCAUGAGAUAGGAAAAGCCAGCUGGGGUUGGCCAAAGUUUAUGCGUCCAAGCGAACUCCACGACCAUGAUAAAGGAUAUCUCGUCUAAGCCAGCUGAGGUUACUUGUACAGCGAAGGAGCAGUCAAGUGAUGAUGAAGACGUGAAUGAGGGCAACCAAAGCAAGGUUGAAAAAAUAGAAAAUGCGAAAGGAACCAAAGAAAUAGAUGAAAAGAGUAGUUCAGAAUCAGGAGAAUAUCCUGGUGCAGGACAACCCUUUGGGGAAGGGAGACAGAGCAACAAAGUUAGUUUUUGCGAUGAAGAAGAAUAUGAAGAUGUGGGUGGUUUCAGCAUUUUGAAAGCACAAGCGCCCCUGUACAAACAAAUAUGGUUGAAGUAUGGACAUAUUCCAUCUGCAGAAGUUUUACCAAUCUCGUCGUAUCCUAUUCUUGUUAUGGCGGUUAAGGACUUGAUGACUUCUACCGUAGAUAUGUAUCAAUGCCGUUAUGUGGAUUUGUCUUCUGAAACGAUCAAUAGCUGGGAAGAUAAGAUUAAAAUGGUUGAGAAACUUGAAUUUAAUAUCGCUUGGCUUCGAGAAAGAUUUGAAACUGUGAAAAAAGGGAUGGGUGGGAUGCAGAAUGUUAAGACUGAACUAUUAGAGCAUUGGCAGCCUUUACGUGCCGCCGUAGAAAAAUUGCAGAUACUCGGAGAUGUAAUUGGUGGGCUAAUGUUGGAGUGGAGGUUUGAGAAUCAGAAGUGGUGUUGAGAUGAAUUUCAAGGAAUUGCUGGAACUGGUGAUUGCAGGCUAUGAUAAUGGCUAGGUUUAAUGUCAGGUAUGGUGUGGCAGUUGUAGCGAUAGCUGAACUAAAGCUACCGAAUGGUUGAGUAACUGGUGUUGCGGUUGAGUGUUGAAGAAUAGGUGAAUGUUACGAUUGGGUUGUGCAGAGAAGGAGCUGUAAAAUGGCCUGGAAUCGGCCGGUAAAUUAUCAGAAUUUAGCCAAAACUCUGUCAGAAUCAUAUCUCGACGAUUUAACUCAACCGAUCUAGAUCUGUUAAUCCUUAUUCAGUUCUCCCUUGAUCGUUACUGACCAUGAGACUAACAGAGGCGCCCGUUAGAGACUCCGGUGCGCAGCUACAAAACUUCAGGUGAUCGGCAACAUCAAAAUUCAUGUCAAGUGAUAAUAAAGUGAUAUUCCAUGGUUAUUUUCGACAGGGAAUUGAAUUCAUAUAAUCAAAAUUCUAUUAAGACUGAAAUGGACGUCCAUGAUAAAGAAAAAUGAAAGUGCCGAACAAACUAGCUCAUGCAACUAGCAAGCCAUAAGAUAUGCCAUGUAAUGUGACAUAAAGCAUAUCCAUGUUGGCAUGUUGCCGUGGUCCAACAAAAAAAAAAAUCAUGACAACAUUUAUAAGAUUGCUGAAUCCACUACCGUUGAUUAUAUGGAAAUCUGGAAAGCCAACCACUUGAUUCUUUCAUUUUCCAUUAUUAUGUUGUUGCCGCCGCUUGUGUUUUUAGGGUUUCUAAAAACUCAUGGAUGCCCUAGUAGGAACAAGGCUGGAGAUCUGACGGUUAAUUUAAGGCCAACUUUUAUUUCAUCUAACGGUCGUAGGAACAAUACCCUAGAUGAUUAUAUACAGAGAUUUUCUUAAAGCUACAAACCCUAGUAAAUUCAGAUCUUGCAACCACAAGUGAAAUUCGGCGGAGACAAUGAAGAAAUGUUGAAUAGAUAAUUGUGAGUGAAUGAAACAGAGAAGAAAUCAACACCUUGCACGAAUCCAAAGAAGAAGUUGUAUCUGAGAUUAUAGGUAAAGUGAUGGAAGAAGUGAAAGCUGAAAUGAAGAAAGAAAUAGGAAAGUUUAAAGUUCAAGUGGAGGAGCAAGUGAAAGAGGCGGAUCAUUUGAAGAUGGAGACCAAAGAGUUGGAGAAACAAAAUUCUGAUGAAAUUGAAAGCUUGAAAUUGAAGAACAAUGGUGUUUUGCAAAAGAAAUCUGGAUUCCAAGAUGAAAUUAAGAAUACUCAGAUCUGCAACUCCAUUGAGAAGAUCCAGUCUGAAAUGAAGAAAGAAAUGGGAAAGUUUAAAGUUCAAGUGGAGGAGAAAGUGAAAGAGGCGGAUCGGUUGAAGAUGGA
This is a messenger RNA of Papaver somniferum (opium poppy), 2483 nucleotides long. RefSeq lists its product as uncharacterized. Bases 447 to 1124 code for a protein of 225 amino acids. NCBI's taxonomy places the organism in Eukaryota, Viridiplantae, Streptophyta, Magnoliopsida, Ranunculales, Papaveraceae. The transcript has 3 exons. The record is from RefSeq and is a predicted model, not a curated record.